CGGAGGGGCGGGGCCUGGCGCGGCCGGGCAGAUGUAGCAAUUCCCGGUGGCCGAGUCGGUUUCGGAGCCGGAGGGGGGGAGAUGCCGGCUGCUGAUUGGCUGCGCGCCGCGUUCCAAACCCCGCUGAUUGGGCCCUGAGGAGCCGGACCCAUGCUGGCCAAAGGCGUGAAGCGCCCGCGCAGGGAGAUGGAGGGCGGCGGUCCGGAGCCCCGAGACCCCAGCGCCGCCCCGGCCAGCUCCUUGUUCAACAUCUCCAUGGUGAAGCUGCACCAGAGCCUGCGGCAUGUGGAACCCAAUCUGCGGCACUUGGUGCUGGUGGCCAACACCCUGCGCCGGAUGCAGGACCAGAUGCAGCGGGAGGCUGGAGGGCCGAUGGCCCCGGACAGCCCUGAGGCCCCGUCUGUGGUGGAUUCUCCUGCCCCUGUCUCAGACUCGAGGGACAGUGGCCUGGAGCCCUGCCGGCAGCCACCCUCCGACAGCCAGGGGGAUGAUCUCCUCCUCUCUGCCAUGGACUCCUCCAUCUCCACCAUCCUGGAGGACCUGGGUCAGGUAGAGGUGCUGAGCUCCGCCCGGCCCGAAGAGGAGCAGCCAUUGGCCAGCGCGUCUGGAGCCAGGCAGGAGCCGGCUAGGACCUCAGCCCCUUGCUUGGGCCCCUUGGAGCUGCUCAGCUCGGCCAGCUACCUGCUGGAGGACGGCCUGGAGGACAUCUUUGAGGACAUCGACACCUCCAUGUAUGACUGCGACCUGUGGUCGCCCACCAGCCUCUCCGGCUUCAAGGCUUUCUCCGGUGCGGAGGACUCAGACAGCAAGGUUCUCACUGGCGCCGAAGACCGGCUGGACAUGAGCGACCUGGACUACCUGAUGGACGUGCUCGUGGGGGGACAUGCGCUCUGAGGGGGGGGCAGAGGGAGGGUGACAGUAUUAAAUACCCCUGCUCUAAUUUAUAUGGGGCCCGAUCCCCAGCUGUUAGUGGAGCCAGCUGAUACCUGCUGCAGACCCGGCCCUCUGUGCCUUGGCCUGAAUUCUCAGCCAGGCUCGGGACCCUCUGCCCUGCCCUGGGGUGGCGUUGGCCCCCGAGGAUUCCCAUGCCUAGCGGCCUCCCUGGUCAGUGCGGAGUAGUGUAACGGCCCUGCUCCCAGCCCCUGAUGUGGAGGGUGGAUCGGGGGUGUGGCUGGAGCACACUGUGCUGUGGCUUUUCUCAGCCCCCUGGGGCCCAUAGGGGGAGAAGCAUCAGUUAGAGCAGCCCUGAGGUUGCUCUCACUGACACCAGGGCUCAGAAUACGGGGAGUGCAAAGGGGCCUUAAAGCCACCGUAGCCCCCGGCCCAAGAGCAAGAGCUGAGAAUGGCAACGUGUUCAGUGAGCCCCUCCCCACUGCUCUGCCCCCAUCUCACCCCCAGCCCAGUUAGAGGAGCCAUGGAAAGGGAGGGUAAAAAGCCAUUUCUGGUCCCGGGCCGGGUCCCAGUUUGGACUCUGAACGGUUUGGAAGUAACUUAUUGUCUGAGCGACGGGGAAAGUGUCGGACGCUCCCGAAAGCCAAACUGCUUUGAAAGGAAAAUAAGAACCCUGGCUCUGCACCCUG
This is a messenger RNA of Gopherus flavomarginatus (Mexican gopher tortoise), 1580 nucleotides long. RefSeq names its product SERTA domain containing 1 (gene SERTAD1). Bases 151 to 894 code for a protein of 247 amino acids. Gene Ontology annotation, cellular component: nucleus. The transcript is spliced from 2 exons. The record is from RefSeq and is a predicted model, not a curated record. Gene Ontology annotation, molecular function: transcription regulator activity. NCBI's taxonomy places the organism in Eukaryota, Metazoa, Chordata, Testudines, Testudinidae.